Molecule: messenger RNA, 3240 nt
Organism: Notechis scutatus (mainland tiger snake)
Lineage: Eukaryota; Metazoa; Chordata; Lepidosauria; Squamata; Elapidae
Source: RefSeq, a predicted model, not a curated record
CCCGACGUCUUCGGUCGGAUUCCCGCCGGCUCAAGCAAUGAGAAAUGGGGGCAGGCGAAGGGAAGGGACGUUACAGUAAAACCGCGCUUUACUGACGGAAAAAGGAGGCAGCCGCUUUGUGUCUGUGACUUCUAAGCGCGGCUUUUGGGCUCAGCGUUUCUCUUUAAGUAGUUUGGUAAACGGCCCAAUAAACCGCGGCUGAGCCAGUUCAUGGCAAGGGUGGCCAGAUGCAAAAGGCUACAGUUUGACUGAAGCGAAGAACAUUUUCAAAGUGCCAUUUAUUUUGUGUGGGUAGGAAAAGGAAAGAGAAGUAUUGCUAUAUUUGCUGAAAUGUUCUUAUAUAAUUUGAAAAAGGCAGAGUCUCUUCAACUGGUUACCAGAUUGAAAUCAUAAGCAACUGCUCAAAAAAGUGAAAGAAAAAGUCUAAUGGAGAUCAUGAAGAUCCCAAAACCAUUCUGCAUAUUUUCAAUUUUCACAUGUGCUGCUAUAUAUGCUGUGUAUACCAAGUGGAAUUUUGAUUACAAAGGAAAAGGUGUUGACAAAGGUUUGGAAAAGCAGCUUGGUGCUGAGAUCUCAAGAAAAGAUGAGGCAGUUCUUUAUGGAAUUAUGUUUGAUGCUGGAAGCACUGGCACCCGUAUACAUGUAUUCCAUUUUGCACAGAAACCAAAAGAACUUCCAAGAUUAAUUGAUACCACAUUCAAAGCAUUAAAACCAGGACUCUCUGCAUAUGCUGACAAUGUGGAUAAGAGUGCUGAAGGAAUAAAUGAGCUAUUGGCAGUUGCUAAAGAAGCUGUUCCUAUGCAUUUGUGGACGUCAACUCCCUUAGUUCUUAAAGCCACUGCUGGCUUAAGAUUGCUGCCAGGAGAAAAGGCACAGAAAUUAUUGGAUAAGGUAAAGGACAUUUUUCAAGAGUCUCCAUUCUUUAUAGGAAAUGAUUGUGUCUCCAUAAUGGAUGGAUCAGAUGAAGGUAUUUCAGCAUGGAUCACAGUCAACUUUUUAACAGACAGCUUGAAUAAUCCAACGAAGAAAUGUGUAGGAAUGCUAGAUUUAGGUGGUGGAUCUACUCAAAUCACAUUUCGCCCAAGCACUGAAACAUCUGCAGAGAAUUCAACUGCUGAACACAUCAUUUCAUUUAACUUGUUUAAUACUACAUAUAAACUGAAUUCACACAGUUACUUGGGAUUUGGAUUAAUGUCGGCAAGACUGGCAAUUUUAGGAGGAGUUGAAGGACAAACCUUGAAAGAAGGCGAAGAACUAACAAGUCCCUGCUUAUCACUAAAUUAUCAAGGUGAAUGGGAACAUGCAAAGAUACUGUACAAAGUUAAAGGGCAGAAAACAGGAAGGCCGCUUUUUGAAUCAUGUCAUAAUGAAAUAUCAAAAGUGCUGAACAAGAAAAUUCAUGAGACAGCCGGAAUAAAGGACUUGAAUUUCUAUGCUUUUUCCUACUAUUAUGAGUUGGCAGUUGAUGCUGGUUUAAUAGAUAAAAAAAAAGGAGGGAUCCUACCAGUCAGGAAGUUUGAAAGUGCAGCAAAGAGAGCCUGUAAAACAAUGGAAAUUCAACAAGGAAAGCAUCCUUUCUUAUGCAUGGAUCUUACCUACAUCAGUUUGCUGUUGAAAGAACUGGGCUUUCAAAAGAAUCACAUUCUUAAGCUGGCCCAGAAGAUUAACAAUAUUGAAACCAGCUGGGCUUUGGGAGCUAUUCUUCACUACAUGGAUUCACUUCACAUGCUAUAAUAUUAGGGAUUUACUGCCUGGAGAAAAUGAGUCUAGGAAAUUGGACCUGAUUGAUUCCUUUGAAAAAGGGCUACAAAUAAAAUACACUUUUAAAUGUUUUAAAUCUUUCAAUAAAGGAGGCUGGUGCUUCAGGUGGCAGCUUAAGGUGCCCAGUAUUGUCCUGGGAUCACAAAUACUUUUAGUGUCACACAAAAUCAGUUAACACUUAUUUUAAAAAGAAUAAUCCAUGACAGCUAAAAGCAGAAGCAUGUCAGAAAUCAAACCAAAUUAUUAUAACAAAUGUCCUUUGAUUUUUAAUGAACAUUUGCUGAUGAUCUCUGGUUUAUUUGAUGUUCUUUAUAAGAAAAGCAUUUAAUCUUUAGGCAGGUGUUUUGCCUUUUUUUGACGCAAGCAUAUAAAUGCUAACAUCAGAAGCAAGCAACUUUUUAACUACCUUUGAAUGUUAGGUUGUAGGCAUUCAAAUUUUAAAAUGUGAAAUUUUGGGGUAUUUGUUUAAAAACUUUGUUAUGCUUUGUGAAACUCUUACUGACACAUAUUUAGGUUACCUUUUGAAACCCAGCUUUUAAUCCUUCAAAGCCUUUGUGGUACUGGUUUAUUUUGGAAUGGAUGAGCUGGGCAAAAUGCUUGUUCCCACACAGAAUUCAGUUGAUGUUUUCCCCUUGAUUUUGACUGCCUUAAUUUCUUUCUGGUGUGUAUUCCAUUCUGUAACAGUCUCACUUUUAAAUGGCACAAUGUUUUUUGUUCCUGCUGUCAAGCAAAAGAUUAGAUUAAUGUUAUCUUGCUAUAACUCAUUACAUGCAAUCCUUGUUUAGCAACCACAAUUGAUUCCAGUGAAAUAGUUGCUAAGUGAUACAAACAUUAAACAAGCCACAUGGCUGAGAGGCCCCACAAAUAUCACUGGUUGCUGCCAUUUUGGUAGAAUUCUCUCAUGUACUGUAGCAACAAAGCAUUAAUAUCAUUCUGGUGUAUAUUAUGGUCAAGUGCAGAAAUUUGGGCAGAAGUGCAUGCAUUGAUUGAAAAAUAUUUUUACUACUAUUUAUUACUGUUGUAUUUGUAAACAGUUGCUAUCUGAAGCAGUUGCUAAACGAGGACAAUCUGUAUCCAAAACUGAAGAAAUAAACUUUUCAUAUGGUCAUAACAAUAGCUGAAUGAAUUUUUUUACAUAGGCUAACAUCAGGGCAGUAUUUGGCCGUGCCAUACAUGCUUUUUGGAAUAUAUUGAUCAGUUAUAAAAUACUUGUAGAAGUUUUUGAUUGUAUAAAUUUGUAUGAAAGCCAGAAAGGUCCCUACUGCAACAUUUAUACCUAUAUCUGAGAAAUAAUCUGGAAAGUCAGGAAAAAUGCUUGAAUGUUCUAGUAACGAUUAUGUACAUUUGUUUAAUUUUGGUUUAAAUAUUAGAUUAUGUUAAGAUAAUAUGUAUGUUCCAAAUUUUGUAUAUAUCAAUUCAGUAAAGAGAUGUAUAUUUAAGAUUCCUUCAGCUACUAAGUAAACUUCAAAUAUUUUUAAA